CCCAUCCCACCAGUGGCAGACCAAAAUAGACAGUGAGACAGUACGACAUAGCCAAGCUAACCUACACACCAGAAAUGGCUUCCACCGGAGUUCUCCCCUUCAUAAGGGGAGUGGACCUCAGUGGAAACGACUUCAAAGGUGGUUAUUUCCCAGAACAUGUCAAGUCUAUGAGCAGCCUGCGAUGGCUGAAGCUGAACCGCACUGGACUGUGCUAUCUCCCGGAGGAGCUGGCCUCUCUGCAGAAGCUGGAACAUCUGUCUGUGAGCCACAACAGCCUGACAACAUUACAUGGAGAACUUUCCAGCCUGCCCAAUUUGAGGGCAGUGGUCGCCAGAGCCAACAACUUGAAAAACUCUGGGGUUCCCGAUGACAUCUUCCAGCUGGAUGACCUAUCAGUGCUGGACUUGAGCUUCAACCAGCUGACGGAGGUUCCCCGGGACCUGGAGAACAGCAGGAACAUGCUGGUGCUCAAUCUGAGUCACAACGCCAUGGAGGCCAUCCCCAAUCAGCUGUUCAUCAACCUGACCGACCUGCUGUACCUGGACCUGGGAGACAACAAGCUGGACAGCCUGCCACCACAGAUGAGGCGCCUGGUGCACCUCCAGACGCUCGUCCUCAACAACAACCCGCUCAUGCACGCCCAGCUACGCCAGCUGCCUGCCAUGGUUGCUCUACAGACCCUCCACCUGCGAAACACCCAGAGGACCCAGAGCAACAUGCCCACCAGUCUGGAGGGCCUCACACACCUAUCAGACGUGGACCUUUCCUGCAACGACCUGAGCCGGGUGCCCGAGUGCCUGUACACGUUGGGCAGCCUGAAGAGGCUCAACCUGAGCGGCAACCAGAUCACGGAGCUGUCCCUCUGCAUCGACCAGUGGACCCAGCUGGAGACGCUCAACCUCAGCCGCAACCAGCUCACCUCACUGCCUUCGGCCAUUUGCAAGCUGUCCAAGCUGAAGAAGCUGUAUGUGAACUCUAACAAGCUGGAUUUUGAUGGGGUUCCGUCUGGAGUGGGAAAGCUGGUCAGCCUCACAGAGUUUAUGGCUGCCAACAACAACCUGGAGCUCAUCCCUGAGGGGCUAUGCAGGUGUGGUAAGCUGAAGAAGCUGGUGCUCAACAAGAACCGACUGGUCACGUUACCUGAAGCCGUCCACUUCCUCACCGACCUAGAGAUCCUGGACGUGCGAGAGAACCCAAACCUGGUGAUGCCUCCUAAGCCCGUGGACCGCUCGGCUGAGUUCUACAACAUCGACUUCUCCCUGCAGAACCAGCUCAGGCUGGCUGGAGCCUCGCCCGCUACCAUAGCUGCGGCCGGAGGAGGCGCCAGCUCUCGCGACCCCAUGGCGAGAAAGAUGAGGCUGAGGAGAAGGAAGGACUCGUCCCAGGACGACCAGGCCAAGCAGGUGCUGAAGGGCAUGAGCGACGUGGCCCACGACAAGAAGAACCAAGAGGAGAACGGAGACGCGAAGUAUGGUGACCUGAAGACGCGACGAUGGGACAAAAGUUUGGAGAAAUCUCAUCUGGAUUACUCCGAGUUCUUCCCGGAGGACGUUGGACAUAUCCCAGGUGUGACCGUGUGGCAGAUAGAGAACUUUAUACCCAUGCCUGUGGACGAAGCUCUUCAUGGAAAAUUCUACGAGGCCGACUGCUACAUUGUCCUCAAGACGUUCCUGGACGACAACGGCGCCCUGAACUGGCACAUCUUCUACUGGAUCGGCCAGGAGGCCACGCUGGACAAGAAGGCGGGCUCCGCCAUCCACGCUGUCAACCUGCGCAACUUCCUGGGCGCUGAGUGCCGGACCAUCCGGGAGGAGAUGGGCGACGAGAGCGAGGAGUUCAGCGCCGUGUUCGAUAAUGAGAUCUCCUACAUUGAGGGAGGAACGGCCAGUGGCUUCUACACGGUGGAGGACACAAACUAUCCUGUCAAGUUAUACAGGAUUUAUGGCAAGAGGAAUAUCCGUCUGGAAUCUGUGCCACUAAAAGGUUCAUCUCUUGACCCACGGUUUGUCUUCCUGUUGGACACGGGCCUAGAAAUCUUCGUGUGGAGGGGGAGCAACGCCACACUCAGUGGGACCACCAAAGCCAGGCUGUUUGCGGAGAAGAUCAACAAGAACGAGCGGAAGAGCAAAGCAGAGAUCACCACACUGGGGCAGAGCCAGGAGCCCGCAGGCUUCUGGGAGGCCCUCGGCGGCCAGCCGGAGGAGAUCAAGAAACACGUCCCGGAUGACUUCUCCCCCGUCAGACCCAAACUCUACAAGGUUGGCCUGGGCUUGGGCUACCUGGAGCUACCUCAGAUUAACUACAAGCUGUCUGUAGAGCACAAGGACAGCAAGGUCAAACUGGACAUCAUGCCUGACCUCCGACUGCUGCAGUCCCUGCUGGACACUAAGGGGGUGUACAUCCUGGACUGCUGGUCCGACGUGUUCAUCUGGAUCGGGAGGAAGUCCCCCCGGCUGGUCCGGGCGGCGGCCCUCAAGCUGGGCCAGGAGAUCUGCUCCAUGCUGCACCGGCCCAAGCACGCCCUCGUCACCCGCAACCUGGAGGGCACCGAGUGCCAGGUGUACAAGUCCAAGUUUAAGAACUGGGAUGACGUGCUGAAGGUGGAUUACACCAGAGCCGCCGAGACCGUCCAGCAGGGCGGCAACCUACAGGGCAAGGUGAAGAAGGAUGCGGAGCAGAAGGACCAGAUGAAGGCUGACCUCACUGCCCUCUUCCUCCCCAGACAACCCCCCAUGCCCCUCACAGAGGCGGAGCCCAUGAUGGAGGAGUGGAACGAGGACCUGGACGGGAUGGAGGGAUUCGUGUUGGAGGGCAAGAAGUUCGCCCGUCUGCCAGAAGAGGAGUUUGGACACUUCAACACGCAAGACUGCUACGUCUUCCUCUGCAGGUACUGGGUGGCGGUGGAGUACGAGGACGAUGAUAAGGAGAAGAAGGAGGGCGGAGGUGGAGGCGGAGGUGGAGGAGGUGGGAGGGGGGAGGACGAUGAGGAGCGGCAGACUGAGGAAGACUUCCAGUGCGUGGUGUACUUCUGGCAGGGCCGGCAGGCCUCCAACAUGGGCUGGCUCACCUUCACCUUCUCCCUGCAGAAGAAAUUUGAGAGCCUCUUUCCCGGCAAGCUGGAGGUUGUGCGCAUGACCCAGCAACAGGAGAACCUGAAGUUCCUGUCUCACUUCAAGAGGAAGUUCAUCAUACACAAGGGCAAGAGGAAGCAGAAGAUGGACGCUGCCCAGCCCUCACUCUACCACAUCCGCACCAAUGGCAGCGCACUCUGCACCAGGACCAUCCAGAUUGUAACGGACUCGAGCAACCUGAACUCAGAAUUCUGCUUCAUCCUCAAGGUGCCGUUUGAGAGCACAGACAACCAGGGCAUCGUGUACACGUGGGUGGGCCGCGCCGCGGACCCCGACGAGGCCAAGCUGGCCGAGGACAUCAUGAACAGCAUGUUCGACGACACCUACAGCAAACAGGUGAUUAACGAGGGGGAGGAGCCGGAGAACUUCUUCUGGGUUGGGAUUGGUUCCCAGAAGCAAUACGACGAGGACGCAGACUACAUGAAAUACGCUCGACUCUUCAGGUGUUCCAAUGAGAAGGGCUACUUCUCUGUGUCUGAGAAGUGCUCCGACUUCUGCCAGGACGACCUCGCCGACGAUGACAUCAUGCUCCUGGACAACGGCAAGGAGGUGUACAUGUGGGUGGGCACCCAGACCAGCCAGGUGGAGAUCAAACUGAGUCUCAAAGCCUGCCAGGUGUACAUCCAGCACAUGCGUGCCAAGGAGACGGAGCACCCCCGCAAGCUGCGCCUGGUCCGGAAGGGCAACGAGCCUCACUGCUUCACGCGCUGCUUCCACGCCUGGGGGGCCUUCAAGACACCGCCCGCCUAGAGACAAACACACCAUGUUGUUGUUGUCGACCAGUAGGAAGAUGAGGCUGUGGCGCCCCCUGUAUAGCUGCUAGCUUGAAGCGCUCAUGCGUCAUUUAUCCUGAGAGGGAGAGAGAGAGACCAACUCUACUAAUGCUACAGGUGUGUCUCUCCCUCUCUCUUCUCAAGGGGACUUAUGAGGUUAGCAACAAUCACAUUCAAAUGGCCAAAUAAAAACAAAAAGGUUAAAAUUUGCCCGGAUAUUUUUAUACUUAAAAAUGUUUUGUUAGAAGAAAGGUUUGAACGUCAACCCAGUUUUCUUUCUUUAUUUUUAAACCACACAAAAGAACGCGUCUACAUACUUGUUGCUUAUUUAUACCCGUGGGAGGGAUGGAGGUCGUGCUUGUAGUGUGAAGGAAAAGAAAAGGAAAAACUUCAUGAGCAGCAGGCCUGAAUGCAGUUGUUGAUCUGAAGUAGAGAAGUGCUUUUGCAGCAGCUCUAGAAGUGUACAGAAUAUUUUAAUCUAGAGUCUAUGGGACGGCAAGGGUGUCCACCACCCUGAACAUAUCGGCCUGUCGAACAUUGAGGUCAUUAUUAUUAUUUUCUUACCUGGUUCGUUGGGCUACAUGCCGUCCAUGUGGGAGGAAAUGCAGAGUUGUCUUUGUCAGUUGGAAGUUGUGAUGCAAACUUGUUUUAUAAUCGUUUUUUCUUCCUUUUUUUUUUUUUCUGUCUCUUUAUUGAGUGGUUGACCAAGGAGCAGCGUUAUGAUACGGUGGAUGAGUCGUAAUGAGGUGUGUGUGUGUGUGUGUGUGUGUGUGUGUGUGUGUGUGUGUGUGUGUGUGUGUGUGUGUGUGUGUGUGUGUGUGUGUGUGUGUGUGUGUGUGUGUGUGUGUGUGUGUGUGUACUAAAGACAGACCUGCAUUAAAUGCCUCAACCCGGGCACUCUAAACUCAGUCAAAAAUCCGAUAAUUCGGUUUGAAAAUAGAUAGAUACAUUCUGCUGCGACCACUCUAGUCUGAUAACUAGUGCCCAUUUACAAAAUCAGUGCAUGUAAGCGUUGCGCAAUGCCUUUUGGUUGGAUUCAACAGUUUAAAUUACCUGUUUGAAUAAGCCCACGUCAACGUUAUCGUGCUAAUCCUUGAACUGUUUAAUCAUGUGCAAUCAGAUCACCAAGAGAAAUUAAAUCAGUUUGCAACAUGUAUGCAUGAACAUUGCAUGUAUACAUUCAACAUACAUACAAUGUUCCAAAGGUGAUUGCUUUUUCUUUUAUUUUGCCUUUUUGAUAUGUAUUAAUUUUGCAAUUGUUUACUGUAAGCAAAUUCAUGGGUUAAAGUAUUGUAUCAGCUUGGCUUGUUUUAUCAUUUGGGGAAAUAGCUUUUGAUAUUAUCCGUCUUUGGAAUCAAGCUUUUGGCUUUUCUAAAUGGGAGACACCCUGAAUCAUACAGACAUAUCUCCAAUAAUGAUGGUUGUGCACACAGUGGGCAGAUGUCUUUGGUUAAUGUUAGUUUACCUGUACAGGUAACAGUGGGUUAUGCUUGGUGUUAAUCUGUGCGACAUACAGCAAACUGAACAUGAUGUGCUUCUUCUAUCCGCAUCCAUCUUAUCUAGUUUCAGUCCAAGAACCAAAAAGGAUGGCACAUACUUACCUACACUGCAUUUUCAAACAGAAGUGAGGGACUCUGUUUAGUAUCUUUACAGUGAAUUGUAUGCCUGUUUGUGUGAUAGAUAUCAUGCACACGCUUCCGAUGCCACCUGCAAAUGCUUUAUUUAUGGAUUUUGUAAGAAAUUAAAGGUUUAAGUCACUGUG
Messenger RNA from Gadus morhua (Atlantic cod), 5666 nucleotides. It is a transcript of the gene flii, whose product is annotated as FLII actin remodeling protein. Gene Ontology annotation, cellular component: nucleus; actin cytoskeleton; cytoplasm. The record is from RefSeq and is a predicted model, not a curated record. Gene Ontology annotation, molecular function: actin filament binding; phosphatidylinositol-4,5-bisphosphate binding. The coding region runs from base 75 to 3881 and encodes 1268 amino acids. Gene Ontology annotation, biological process: myofibril assembly; barbed-end actin filament capping; actin filament severing. NCBI's taxonomy places the organism in Eukaryota, Metazoa, Chordata, Actinopteri, Gadiformes, Gadidae. The transcript has 31 exons.